Molecule: messenger RNA, 2708 nt
Organism: Pseudophryne corroboree (corroboree frog)
Lineage: Eukaryota; Metazoa; Chordata; Amphibia; Anura; Myobatrachidae
Product: oocyte zinc finger protein XlCOF22-like
Exons: 7
Coding region: 361-2373 (670 amino acids)
Biological process (GO): regulation of transcription by RNA polymerase II
Cellular component (GO): nucleus
Molecular function (GO): DNA-binding transcription factor activity, RNA polymerase II-specific; RNA polymerase II cis-regulatory region sequence-specific DNA binding
Source: RefSeq, a predicted model, not a curated record
CAGACUCUGGUGUCCUGUUAUCUUGAAAGAUUAGUGUCUUGUUCUGUUAUAUAAUACAGAGGCGCAGGCUCUGAUGCAAGGAUAGUAUAAUACAGGUGGAGCAGGAUCUGGUGUCUGGAUAGUAUAAUAGAGGUGGAGCAGACCCUGGUAUUAUACAGGUGGAGCAGGCUCCAGUGUCAGGUUUAUGAAAUACAGGGGCAGCAGCCUAUGGUGUCAGAUUAGUAUUAUACAAGUGGAGCAGGCUCUGAUGUACGGUUAGCAUAAUGCAGAUGAAGCAGGCUCUGGUGUCGAUUUUGCUGAAGACUAAUCUUAUCUAUAUUGGAGAGUCCAGCAUAUAGCACAUGACUGGGUUAAUUGAGUAUGGACAAGGACAGGAGUCACGUGCCUGCGACAAUAUUAAACCUCACCCUGGAGAUCGUCUACCUGCUGACUGGGGAGAAUUAUUCAAUUGUCAAUAAAUCAGGUGAGCGUGUCUCACACAGCAAACGUUUGUCAGGAGGAUUAAGCAGGACCCAGAGCCCCAUCCCGGUGCCUUCACCUCACUCACUGAUACAUGACAGGCACAAUGACCAGAAGAUCCUGGAACUCACCAACAAGAUCAUUCAGCUGCUGACUGGAGAGGUUCCUAUAAGGUGUGAGGACGUCACUGUCUAUUUCUCCAUGGAGGAGUGGGAGUAUAUAGAGGAACACAGGGGUCUGUACAAGGACGUGAUGAUGGAGAAUCACCGACCCCUCAAAUCACUGGAUGGGGCCAGUAACAGGAAUACCCCAGAGAGAUGUCCCCGUCCUUGUUAUACACAGAAUAAUACAGAGGAGAAUCACAGUGUCCCACAGGAGGGUCAGAGUGAAAUCCUAACAGAUAAUAAGGUAGAAGAUAUAAAAGAGGAAAAGGAGACGUAUGUGAUGGGUGAUCAGCAGCGUAAGGUUGAAGACACAACUAAUACAAAGGUAGAAGAUAUAAAAGAGGAAGAGGAGACGUAUGUGAUGGGUGAUCAGCAGCGUAAGGUUGAAGACACAACUAAUACUAAAGCAGAAGAUAUAAAAGAGGAAGAAGAGACGUAUGUGAUGGGUGAUCAGCAGUGUAAGGAGGAGGAAAUCCCUACAGAUAUCAGUACAGAAUGUGAGCACCAGACCAGGACUAUCUCCGAGGGACAUCUCAAUUUAUCUCCAGAUUGUGAAAGUGAAGGUCAUACCAUAAGAGAGUCUCCAGGAGAAUACCCCAUUACCCCAAAUAUACAUCCAGAACCUCACAGUGCAGAUGUAUCAUCCGAUCCCUCCAAUUCCAAGGAACAGUCCCCUGAUAAAUUGGAUAUUCAGACGCAAAGUAAAGAUCAGAGUGGUGAUACAUUAUUUUCAUGUUCUAAGUGUGGUAAAUGUUUUGCCCAAAAUGCAAAACUUAUUAUCCAUUGGAGAUGUCACACAGCUGAGAAUCUGUUUCCAUGUUUUCAAUGUGGGAAAUGUUUUACCUUUAAGUCGAACCUCGCCAGACAUCAGGCAAUCCAUACGGGAGAGAAACCUUUCUCAUGCUCUGAGUGCGGGAAAUGUUUUACAAAUAAAUCAUAUCUUGUUGAGCAUCAGAGGACUCACACAAAUAUAAAGCCAUACUUGUGUUCCGAGUGCGGGAAACGUUUUACACAGAGAACGCACCUCGUUAAACACCAGGGUACACACACGGGUGAGAAGCCGUUUCCAUGUUCUGCGUGUGGGAAAUGUUUUACACGUAAAUCAUAUCUUGUUGAUCAUCAGAAGACUCACCUAAAGGAGAGACCGCAUCCGUGUACUGAAUGUGGAAAAUGUUUUACCCGGAAAAGCUAUCUUGUUAAACACCAAAGCACUCACACAAGUAAUGAGCCAUUGUCAUGUUCUGCGUGUGGGAAAUGUUUUACGGAUAAAUCAAAUCUUGCUAUCCACGAGCGAACACACAGGGGUGAGUGGCCGUUUCCGUGUUCUGAGUGCGGGAAGUGCUUUAAACGGAGAACACAUCUCACUGCACACCAAAGCACACACACAGGUGAUCGCCCAUUUCUGUGCUCUGAGUGUGGUAAAUGUUUUACACAUAAAUCAUAUCUAAUUCAACAUCAGAGGACUCACGCAAACAUAAAACCGCACUCGUGUUCAGAAUGCGGGAAAUGUUUUAAAAGGAGAACGCACCUCGUUAAACACCAGGGCACUCACAAGGGCGAGAAGCCAUUUCCAUGUUCUGAGUGUGGGAAAUGUUUUACAGAUAAAUCAAACCUUGUUAAACACCAGAGAAUGCACAGGGGUGAGAGGCCGUAUCCAUGUUCUGAAUGCGGGAAGUGUUUUACACAGAGGACGCACCUCGUUAAACACUGCAACACUCACAGAGGGGAGAAGCCAUUUCCGUGUCCUUAGCGCGGGAAAUAAUUCACGUAAAAUGUACAUUUUGUAGAACAUAAAGGGACACGCAAUGGUAGAUAGACUUCUGCUUGCUCUAACUUCAAGUUGCAGUCACCGGUUGUUUUGCAUAUUGGAGCUUCUUCAUAAUGUUGCGUUGACCUCUCGUAUACAAGAUGGCCACGAAGUUCGUUGCUGACGAGUGAAGGCGAGAGAUCUCCCCCCACAUGCAGCUGUCUAGUGAUGCCAAAAUGCCUUUAUAGUAUAUCAUUUAGCUCCUUCAUUUUACAUAUGUAGUUUUCUUUCAUAAUGUAUGACCAAGUAUUGUUGUGGUAUGGAUCUUUCUAUUUGUG